AACUCAACUAUAUUAUAUACACAUAAAACCAUUACUUCCAUCCAUAUAACACUUUCGAUAAAAACACAUAUUUCUAUCGUCCUCUUCUGCUGGUCUACUCUAGUGGGGUACAAUUCUCUUCUACAUAACUCUUCAAUACCCUACUUCACUUUCUUUCACCUUUGUCUGAUUCCAAACAGGGGGGGGUCCUACAAACAUUGGUGGGACAUUUUGUGUUGCAUGAAGUGAGGUUGUUUUAGGGUUUGUAUCGAUUAAAGUAAUCUUCUACAAAAUGGAGAAAGAUAACGACUUUUCGGCACCAUCCAUGCCUUCAAGUUUCAACACACUUGACUACUCCAUUGAUCAUCAUCAUCAACAACAACAACAACAACAAUACGAACAACUCAUGAAGUAUCGAAUCGGCGAAGAAACAUCGUGCGAAAACAACAACGGAAUUGUUGAUUACAUGCCUCAAACAGGAGGCAGCAGCUUUUAUGGUUCAAAUUCUUUUGAUAAAUUGAGUUUCGCAGAUGUUAUGCAGUUUGCAGAUUUCGGACCAAAAUUAGCCUUAAACCGCGGAGAAGAACCCGGGAUCGAUCCGGUUUAUUUUCUCAAGUUUCCUGUGUUGAACAACAAGAUGGAAAACCAAAACACGAUGUUGAAUAAUGAAGAUUGUGGUGGUGGAGGUGAAAAUAAUGAAAGGUUGAAAUUGGUAAACAUGGAAGAAAAAUCAAGAGAAGAUCAACGGGAAGAAACUCGGGUUUCGGAAGAGAAUAACUCGGUGCAGCAGAUGCAGUUUAAUGGAGAACAGGAAGAGAUACAAGAAGAGAAGAAUUGUGGAGUGCAAGAGAACAACAAGAAGAGGAAGAGACCACGAACUGUUAAGACAAGUGAAGAAGUUGAGAGUCAACGCAUGACUCAUAUAGCAGUUGAAAGAAAUAGAAGGAAGCAAAUGAAUGAGCAUCUUCGUGUUCUCAGAUCCCUCAUGCCUGGUUCAUACGUGCAAAGGGGUGAUCAAGCAUCAAUAAUAGGGGGAGCUAUAGAGUUCGUGAGGGAAUUGGAACAACUUCUUCAAUGUUUAGAAUCACAAAAGAGAAGGAGACAAGUUGGAGAUUCAUCUCUCUCAACAACACAACAACAACCUCCAUUUUUUCCUGCUACUUUGCCAUUACCAAAUGAUCAUGACAUGAAGCUAGCUGAGAUGGAAACACCUGGACUUCAUGAAGAAACAGCUGAGAGUAAGACAUGUUUGGCUGAUGUGGAAGUCAAGCUUUUAGGGUUUGAUGCAAUGAUCAAAAUCCUAUCAAGGAGAAGGCCUGGACAGUUGAUCAAGACCAUUGCUGCACUUGAAGAUAUGCAGUUACUUAUCCUUCAUACUAACAUUACCACCAUUGAACAAACUGUUCUUUAUUCAUUCAAUGUUAAGGUUGCUAGUGAUACAAGGUUAACAGCAGAAGAUAUAGCCACCUCCGUUCAGCAAAUACUCAGUUUUAUUCAUACAAACACUAGCAUGUGAUCUUUAUUAUAUUUUAUGUACCUAUUUUAUAUAUUUUUUAAUGGCAUUUACCUAUUAUAUA
Messenger RNA from Cicer arietinum (chickpea), 1556 nucleotides. Its product is annotated as transcription factor FAMA. Lineage: Eukaryota; Viridiplantae; Streptophyta; Magnoliopsida; Fabales; Fabaceae. The record is from RefSeq and is a predicted model, not a curated record. Gene Ontology annotation, cellular component: nucleus. Gene Ontology annotation, molecular function: DNA-binding transcription factor activity; protein dimerization activity. Gene Ontology annotation, biological process: guard cell differentiation; positive regulation of DNA-templated transcription; stomatal complex development.